UGUCGUUUGUGGUAUAAUAAGAAUAAUGAUACUUUUAGAAAUUUUAUUUAUAUGUGUACUAUUUGCAAUUGGAAAGUGCGAAGAAAUGAAAAAUAAUGUUGACCCAGUAAAGCCGGAAUUAAAAUUUGUUUUUGUAACUGUCCGAGGAGCUGCACAUUGGCCAUGUGAUUACCCAGGAGGACCUGUUAUCAUAGGAAGACCUGAACAGUGUAGUAGGCUAAGCUGGCGCGGUAGAAUUGAUGCAUAUAAUUAUGGCGAAGAGAUAGAUGACCUUUACAGAUAUAGAUUAGGAAUUCAAAAAUGGAAUAAAACUAAUUACUGGUCUAUUGCAAGUACUUCACCUAGAACCAUCCAGGCAGCGUUAGUAUUGGGUGCAGGAUUAGAAAAUAAACCGUACAAAAUAAAUAGAAUAUGGUCUACAAAAAGUAAAGAAAGCACACAAUUUCCUGCAAUGCAGCAGUAUUUAAGAUUUUACAAUAAAGAUCAGUGCCCUGCAUACUUAGAAAAUGUUUUUAGUGAGAGACGCCAAUUCAAGGAAGUCGAUGAAGAUUUCAUGAAGGUUGUUAGUAUUUUCGAAAAAAAAUUAUCCAAGAAAAAGUUGGAUGUUUAUAAAAGACCACAAGAUGUCUGGCUUACAUAUGAGUCUAUGUUUAAUGUGUUUUAUUCUUAUAAGAAAAAAUACCCACAUAAGUUGAAAUAUUGGAAAAAAGUACGCAAAGAAUUUAAGGAAUUUUCUCAACAAUUAAUGUGGACAUCAUUGACCGGCAGUAAUCGUCUACGAAAACUUGCAUCAGGCCCCAUAACAUAUGAUGUAAUCAAUGACAUGGAUAAAUUAACAAAAGAUAAACCACAACCUCUUGCACCGGGAAAAGAAAAAAAUAAACUAUCAGUUUUAACAGUACCUCAAGGAGUUUUUGCAGCGUUAGUAACUGGAUUUGCUCCAAAUGGAACCACAAUUAAUGGAAAGGAAUUUUCUGCUUCUGACCUUUAUCCUGAACAUGGUGCUAUGCAUGUAAUAGAACUUUACAAAGAAGGAGAAAAUUCAUGGAAAGUAAAGGUACUAUACAGAAAUAAAAGACAUGAUUGUUUAAAGGUUGUUCAAGUGCCUAAUUGCCAAAAUCAAGAUCUAUGUGAUUACAACACGUUCAGAAACUCACUUGAUAAAAUUAGAUUAAAUAAUGACGCCCAUAAAAAACUUUGUAACGAGUCGGAUUUGGAAUAA
Messenger RNA from Ctenocephalides felis (cat flea), 1222 nucleotides. RefSeq lists its product as uncharacterized. The record is from RefSeq and is a predicted model, not a curated record. Gene Ontology annotation, biological process: dephosphorylation. The transcript is spliced from 8 exons. NCBI's taxonomy places the organism in Eukaryota, Metazoa, Arthropoda, Insecta, Siphonaptera, Pulicidae. Bases 26 to 1222 code for a protein of 398 amino acids. Gene Ontology annotation, molecular function: phosphatase activity.